Molecule: messenger RNA, 1658 nt
Organism: Dioscorea cayenensis subsp. rotundata (Guinea yam)
Lineage: Eukaryota; Viridiplantae; Streptophyta; Magnoliopsida; Dioscoreales; Dioscoreaceae
Product: probable protein phosphatase 2C 67
Exons: 11
Coding region: 306-1442 (378 amino acids)
Biological process (GO): protein dephosphorylation
Molecular function (GO): protein serine/threonine phosphatase activity
Source: RefSeq, a predicted model, not a curated record
CCUUCCAACUUCCAAGGGCCAGCAUGACCCAAAACCUCGUUGUGCUUCAUGAUCAUCUUCUUAAAUUCGACAAGACUUCUAGGGUUUUUCUAUUCCUUCCGCCGAUUUUUGCAAAAUUAGUCUCUAAAUCUCAGCCAAGCCAUGGCUUGUUAUUACUGUUGAUGAUAUUCAUAAUUUUUGUAAAACAUUUAAGUAGCAAGAAAGGCAUAUCCUUUUAAACGGUAAUAUUUCCUGACGGUAGAAGAAAAGCUGUACACCACUUCCAGUAUCAAUUGCUUCAUCUGAUCAUCUUUGAAGAUCUGAUUAUGAUGGCUCAUUGCAAACGAGAAGGUCAUCAUCAGGAUGGAGAUGCACUUGCAAAGAAGUCCAAAGUUGCUGACCCAAGUGCUGAAAGUGACAAGGAACAAUUGACUUUAGAUAGCCAUGUACCAGUGAAUGAUCAUCUAACUUCAGCUGAAAAAAAUGGUCAUAAGGGAAGCAAUGAUGAACAGGUUGACUCUAGGGAUCACAGUGAUAAUGACAAGCAUGACCUCAAUUCAACAUCAGAAGAUAAAGCUUUAUGCAACCCAGGAGUCCCAAAGCUACAGGUGGGGAAUUUAUCCAGCAUUGAAGCUGAUGCUGCCGAGGACAAGGGCUCUCGGCAUGCAAUGGAAGAUGCUUGGGUGGUCCUUCCAGAUGCAAGCUUGGACUUUCCUGGACAAUUAAGGUGUGCUCAUUUUGCAAUCUAUGAUGGACAUGGUGGUCGCCUGGCUGCUGAAUUUGCACAGAAAAAUCUACAUCCAAAUGCUCUUUCAGCUGGCUUACCACGUGAGUUGAUGGAUAAAAAAGCUGCAAAACGAGCUAUCCUUGAAGGUUUCCGGAGAACGGACGAAUCAUUACUUCAAGAAAGCACUAAAGGAAACUGGCAAGAUGGUGCAACAGCUGUGUGCCUUUGGAUCCUGGGGCAAACAGUUCUAGUUGCUAACCUUGGAGACGCUAAGGCAGUAUUGGCCCGAUCUUCUAAUGAAUCCCAUCAGUCAACAAGUGAAGCAGGAUCUACAUUAAAAGCUAUUCUCUUGACAAGAGAACAUAAAGCCAUUUAUCCACAGGAACGUGCUCGAAUUCAAAAGGCUGGUGGUUCUGUGGGAGCCAAUGGACGGCUGCAAGGUCGCCUUGAGGUCUCUAGAGCCUUUGGAGAUCGCCAAUUUAAAAAGGUGGGAGUCAUUGCGACCCCUGAUAUUCAUUCCUUUGAGCUUACCGAAAAGGAGCAAUUCAUCAUCCUUGGUUGUGAUGGCCUAUGGGGGGUGUUUGGACCAAGUGAUGCUGUUGAUUUUGUUCAGAAACAGCUGAAGGAGAAAUCUUCCGCAACCAUGGCAGCUCGCUGCCUCGUGAGAGAAGCUGUUCGUGAGCGACGUUGCAAAGAUAACUGUACGGCCAUUGUCAUUGUUUUCCGGCACAAUUAAUUCGCUUUGAAUUUUGCAUGACUUCACCGAAACAAAGCAAGGACAUAUAUAUGGUGAAAUUACCUGCCGGUUGUUAAGUUUGCUGAUGAUUUUCAACUGGUGGUUUCGGCUUUAUGAUGUACUUGCUAAAUGUUGUUGCAUUGGGCAAAUUAGUGCUAAAACUUAUGUUUAUCGAGUAAUUUACUGUAAAAUAUUAAAAUCUUUGUUUCAGGGCUC